This is a messenger RNA of Ostreococcus lucimarinus CCE9901, 606 nucleotides long. RefSeq lists its product with no specific name. Bases 1 to 606 code for a protein of 201 amino acids. Gene Ontology annotation, biological process: protein dephosphorylation. The transcript has a single exon. Gene Ontology annotation, cellular component: protein phosphatase 4 complex; nucleus; cytoplasm. The record is from RefSeq and is a predicted model, not a curated record. Lineage: Eukaryota; Viridiplantae; Chlorophyta; Mamiellophyceae; Mamiellales; Bathycoccaceae. Gene Ontology annotation, molecular function: protein phosphatase regulator activity.
AUGACGGCGUUCGGGGACGAGGCGUUCGGCGGCGAGCGAGGCGAGGGCGAGGGCGAGGGCGACGAGGGCGAGGGCGGGCGGGCGACGAAACGGGCGAGGACGACGACGGAGACGGAGACGGAGACGGAGGAGACGGAGGAGACGGAGGAGACGGAGGAGAUAGCGAGCGCGGCGACCGUGGCGGCGAUGCGACGGGCGUACGAAGACGACGUGGAGAAAAUUUGUGGCGAGUGCGUGUCGGCGUUCGACCGGGACGCGCCGUUCACGAUUCAAAGGAUUUGCGAGUUGGCGUGCGAGCCGAGCAAGUAUUACUCGACGCCGUAUAAACUGGCGAGCGCGUUGUUCAAGCUCUUCGCCGUGACGCAGACGGUCGAUCGCGCGCGCUCGAGCGAUCGCGAGGCGACGACGGCGACGAACGCGAGCGAGUCAGCGGCGAAGACGACGACGCCGGCGGCGACGGAGGCCAUGGUUCGCGACGCGAGAGACCCGCGCGCGGCGGAGCAAAAGGCUUUCAUCGGCGCCGCGUUCCGCGAGACGACGCCGGUAGAUUUCGAAGAAUCGAUUCAUCCGCCUCGUCCGCCGUCGCCGCCGCAGCUCUCGGUGUAG